This is a messenger RNA of Cornus florida, 523 nucleotides long. RefSeq names its product protein CYSTEINE-RICH TRANSMEMBRANE MODULE 6-like. The transcript is spliced from 3 exons. Bases 152 to 379 code for a protein of 75 amino acids. The record is from RefSeq and is a predicted model, not a curated record. NCBI's taxonomy places the organism in Eukaryota, Viridiplantae, Streptophyta, Magnoliopsida, Cornales, Cornaceae. Gene Ontology annotation, cellular component: plasma membrane.
AACUCCAACUUCUAUCUCACUACCUAUAUAUUAUAUAUACACACACAUCAUCCUAUAACCAAUUCCUUCAUCCAGCUUCUCCUGACUUCCUUCUCUCUCUCUAAAAUAUCAUCUACUAGUUUCAUAUACUUUUAAGUUUGUAAUUCUCAGCAUGAGUCACUACGAUCAAAACAAGCCUCAGGCAACUACUGCACCGGUUGAGGGGUACCCACAAGGUCCUUAUGUGGCUCCACCGCCGGCUGGUUAUCCAAUGAAAGACGGUGAAGCAAAUCCCCAGAAUCAUCAUCAUUCAGCACAAACUCAGUCCAGGGGUGAUGGCUUCUGGAAGGGAUGUUGUGCUGCCUUGUGCUGUUGCUGUGUCUUGGACGCGUGUUUCUGAGGAUUGAGAGAUUCAUUUAUUGUUUUAAUUUUUUAAUGUAUAUCAUAAUUAAAGGGAUUCUUUUGGUGUUCCCUUUACCAUUGUGUUGUUGGAUCUUAUUAUUAUUCUUUUAAUAAAUAGUGUACUGGCAUGUUUGUUUUGUAA